This is a messenger RNA of Puccinia graminis f. sp. tritici CRL 75-36-700-3, 912 nucleotides long. RefSeq lists its product as uncharacterized. Lineage: Eukaryota; Fungi; Basidiomycota; Pucciniomycetes; Pucciniales; Pucciniaceae. The transcript has 2 exons. The record is from RefSeq and is a predicted model, not a curated record. Bases 1 to 912 code for a protein of 303 amino acids.
AUGCCGUAUUGCGCUCCAAACAAUAAGAUUGCAAGAAGAGCAAUCGCUUCACCCACCCCAGUUGCCAGUCGUCCAGCCGCAUCUGCCACUCCAGCCUCUCCCAACGACCAAGCUCCUAUCGUCCUCUUUCCUGGAGAAAAUCCGAGCGAUUUAAGAGGCGCUCCCUUCACCACACUGCCACCUUCGGCAAUCCCUACCCCGGUCCCCAGCGUUGCUUCACGUCCAGCCAGCCAGGUUGCUCCCCCCAGUGCUGUUCCGACUUCAUUCGCCAACCUCGGAACCUCUCGCAUUCCCCAGUCGACCGCUUCAGUUCCUUCUCCUUCUUCCACCCAGGCGCCUGAAUCGUCUGAACCCCAAAGUAGCUCCUCCACAACAGUGGCCAUCGUAGUUUCCAUAAUAGGCGUGAUUGUCAUUGGUCUGAUUGGGUACGCAGUCUAUCGAUUUCACCUGCGAAAAAAGCUACGGACGAAGGACGAAGAAGUCAAGCUCCGUCCGUUGAUCACAGCCAAGGCUAUUUCUCGCCCCAUCCUGACUGCCCCCGAUAAACCGCUUCUACCUAGUCAUCCCAGCUUCCGACGCUCAAGAGAAUCCUUUGGCAAUCAUCCCAACGGAUAUCCACCCGCACUCUCUCUCACCAAAGACAAAGCUUCUCGAUCUACCCACAAAGGUUCUCCCAGAAAGACGCGUGAUUUCUAUACUUAUGAGACCACAGAUAUAUUAGAUUCAUACGGCUCUGAGACAAGUUACCCCAGUACUUACGCUCCGGAAGUUGAUUAUGACUUCCCUGUCUUCAAGCCUUCUCCUGCCCAGGUGCCCAGGAUUCAUAACGCGCAGGAUGUGUUUCCGACUACACCGACAGAAGAUGACCAAUCAAAGGCCAAAUCUUCCCCUGUAGGAAUGGCCAAGGAAUAA